Messenger RNA from Spodoptera frugiperda (fall armyworm), 1398 nucleotides. Its product is annotated as collagen and calcium-binding EGF domain-containing protein 1. The coding region runs from base 38 to 1366 and encodes 442 amino acids. The record is from RefSeq and is a predicted model, not a curated record. NCBI's taxonomy places the organism in Eukaryota, Metazoa, Arthropoda, Insecta, Lepidoptera, Noctuidae. Gene Ontology annotation, molecular function: calcium ion binding. The transcript has 9 exons.
AACGCAUAUCCGAAGCGCGCGCGCACCCGCAGUCGCGAUGCGCGCGCCGCUCACACCCGCGGCCUGUGCCGCAUUACUUCUGCUCUGGCCUGCCUCCCUGGUACUUUGCUAUCAGGACGACAGAGGAUACCAAGCAGAGGACGCUUAUCACGACGAUGUGUUAGAAGUAUUAGACGGCAGCUCACCAUGUCCGACGGACAGUAUCCUGCGCACCCGGGACAUGUGCCGGGUGGACGGCGUCGACAUCCAGUGCAUAAAGCUCAAGUGCUGUGACACUCACGUCUUCAUUGCGGGCAGGUGCAUUCCAAAGACAGUGGACCCUUGCAGCCUGCAGCUAUGUGAGCAAGCGUGUGAGGUGCGCGAGGACCGCGUGUGGUGCACCUGUCACCAAGGUUUCCACUUCGAUGCAGAUCACUACAGAAGAAAAUCACAACCUUACUGCGUUGAUGUGGAUGAAUGCUCUACCAACAACGGUGGUUGCGAGCAACGGUGUGUGAACGACCCCGGUGGUUAUCACUGCGAAUGUGCGCCUCCAUUGGUCUUAUCUAGUGAUGGCAAAAAAUGUGAACCAAGAGUAGCAGUCCCAAUAACCGCAUAUCUGCAGGAGCCGCUGCCGCUGGUGCGAGCGUCUUCCAGGUGCUAUGCGCCCUGCGACACUGUCAGCUGGCUGUCGAGGAAGGUCAAACAACUAAACGAUCAGCUACACUCCACUCAAACUGCGUUAAAGAAACUUAUGGAAAAUCCAGCGUUAAGAGAUGGUGAUAGAUUCGCGGAAGGGAGCUAUGCCUUCAGAGUGUUAGAUUCAACAGCAAAAUUAGAAGGAGGAUACUGUCGGUGUGAGAGAGGUCCCAGGGGUCCUGCUGGUCCCCCAGGUAUGGAAGGGCCAAAAGGUGACACCGGUCCGAGAGGUCCACGCGGUCCACGAGGACCAAAAGGUUCAUUGGACCUCAUGCUGCUAAUGAUAGCAGACUUGAAACAUGACAUCCAGAAUAUAGAAGCACGCGUGUAUAAAGAUGAAGAGAGGCCAGAACGUUUCAAUCUUCAGAAAGCCUGGCUUCGUCAGCGCAAACGAGACAAGUUGGAAAGGGAAAGCAAAACCGAGCAAGAACUAGAAGCUUACACCGCGCCACCCAUUGAAGGACCGGUCGAUAUUUCUCCAAACGGUUUAAACGGCGAAAUACUCCACGAAUCAACAACGGACUGGUCCUUAGUAAAAGGCGACAGUGAUCCAUCCGACCUGCCGCUAGGCUUGAUGGACGACAUGGCUGCUUUAGAGAAACUCCGCCACUACCACAUACUGGCCAACAUGACCACUUCUGACGAGGACGAGGAACCAGACAACGACUACGAUUACAGCUUCUACUAGGAUAACAUGAUGAUAAAGGAGAUUUUGUAUAA